This is a messenger RNA of Periophthalmus magnuspinnatus, 3780 nucleotides long. Its product is annotated as nuclear receptor coactivator 7. Gene Ontology annotation, biological process: response to oxidative stress; regulation of transcription by RNA polymerase II. The transcript is spliced from 16 exons. Gene Ontology annotation, cellular component: nucleus. The coding region runs from base 306 to 2408 and encodes 700 amino acids. The record is from RefSeq and is a predicted model, not a curated record. Lineage: Eukaryota; Metazoa; Chordata; Actinopteri; Gobiiformes; Gobiidae.
GGGCGGGGUCUGACGUGAACGUGCGCCGUGUGAUGUGGAUGUGAUGUACCGUGGUCCUUGGUGGUGGCGCUAUCUGCAGUGGAACCAAAACACUGCAUUAUAGUCUUCUCAAGUGUCUGCUGCACCUGGGAUGUUGACAGAAGAUUUAAUCUGCACAGGUGCUGUAACUGUGGCACAUGACAGACAUGGGAAAUAAAAGGAAGAAGAAGGAUACCAGGUGGUGCCCUGACCUUCUCCACUGCUCUGCGGCAUCAAGAGGAGAAUCCAACCAUGCCUCCAUCUGAAAUGAGACACAGACUUUAGCCAUGGAUCACAAACCUCAGAACAAGAGCAGGACCAGCUACUUUGGCAACGUCAAGAACAGGUUGGGGCCUAAGCUGCCCACAGGCGUGUCUCAGCCUCCACAGUUCACUACGAGAACAUGGGAGGUCCAGCCCCUGGCCCCAGCUCUGCAGCAGCCCACAGCAAGCAGCCAGAGGAGGCAGCAGCCUAUGUCAGCCAGACCACUGAACCACACACCUCACAUCCGAAAUCCUAAGCUCCGCCAGUAUUACUUGCAAGGACCGCCAUGGGAAGUAAACUGUACAGAUGUCCCAAAUUACAAGGGCCACUCUGGGGACACAGUCUUUAGUGUUUCAUCACAGUUCCACAGCUCAUCUCAGACGUGUUCAUCAGAUAUGCUUAUCCCUCGAGAACUGCUGGUCGUGCCAAAGGAGAAGACCUUAUCUGCAACUCAAGAGGAGUCUCCACUACAACCAACAACAAACUCCAACCUUCAUUCUAAACCCAAGCCAGAACUAGGAGACAUUUUGACAGCUCAGUCCCCAUCACCUGAAGCAGAAUACGACAAACUACUGGAUGUAGAGGCAGUGCCAAUGCCUGAUGGACAGCUCUGCUUACUGGCUCUCCCCCCUGAGUGCUGUGAGGGUGAAGGAGCAGACGCCACACCGUAUCUGAAGCUAUUUUGCCGCUAUAUCACUGACCGCAAGGGGGUGGUAUCUGGGAUUCUUCUGGUGACUUCCAAUAAGCUUUUCUUUGACCCAUGUAAGACCCAUCCCCUGGUGAGAGAGAAUGGUUGUGAAGAGUACGUCCUGUCUUGCUCAGUGGACAGUCUGGCUUCAGUCUCCUUCUAUUCUGAUAUCACCCACGUUCAUUUCAACACUUCUCAGCAGAGGAGAAAAGGAAAGACCCUUUUCCAAAAGUUAAAACCAUUCAAAAGCCAAACAAACCAUCAUCCAGGUCAGACAGACGAUGCUACAUCAGUGAAUUCUGCUCCAAGCGAUACAGAUGUGUGUGAUGGUGGUGAAGAGGAGGAGUCGUCUCUCAGCAGGGACAUGGCAGAGGUGGAGAAGGAGCUGGACAGUGGUCUACUCAAUGGCCUGUAUGACCCAACUGCAGCAGCAGUCUGCAGCAGUGCUGCAACGUUCUGCUGUGGUGGACCAGAGGCCGCCAGCCGACGGAAGACGGAGGAAGAGACGUCAGCUGUGAAAGAGCAGAGUACAGCUUGUGGAAGGCCAUCGCAAAACAGAACUGGAGGCCUUAUGUUUGUGCGGCUGCGGGCUCAGCUGUCUGCAGGCAGGAGGAGGGAUCCUGGUGUGCAAUUCGGGUCUGCCAAAACACUACUGAAAAGAGACACAUGGCUUGCACUGUCACAGGAGAGCUCGGAUGAGUUGUAUGCCUACCUUACACAAUGUCGACCAGACCUGUGUUUACUGGAAGGGGCACAAGAGGAAGAAGAAGAUGAAUUUGUUCUAAUUGAGGACAAAGAGCACGAGAGUGAGGAGGAGGAGGAAAGCUUCCAGCGACACCGCAACUCAGGAGAAGACUGGGAGAUGGUGGUAAUGGACGACCACAGGGAAAGGUCAAUCCUUGCCAUCGACAAAGAGCCAGAAGGACUACAAAAUAUUGUGGAGUGCAGCCAUAUUUUAGAGGCUUCACAUGUGAAAGAGCUUUGUAAGGAACUGCCUCCCAGGACUGUGGGCCAUACCUGGAAACUAACAUACAGCACUUCACGCCACGGCUCUAGUCUCAAGUCUCUGUACAGAAAAGUCAGCACUUCAGACUCCCCGGCCAUCAUAGUAAUAAAGGAUGCACUCGAUGAGGUAUUUGGUGCCUUUCUCUCUCAUCCCCUGAGACCCAGUGAAGUCUUCUAUGGCACAGGAGAGACUUUCCUCUUCAUGUUGCAUCCACGGUUUAAGUGUUUUAGAUGGACUGGGGAAAACUCCUUCUUCAUUAAAGGCGACUUGGAUUCUUUUGCUAUUGGAGGAGGAAGCGGUCACUUUGGGCUGUGGGUGGAUGAGAAUCUGUACUUAGGCCGCAGUAGCCCCUGCUACACUUUCAAUAAUUGCUGCCUCUCAGAAACAGAUGACUUUCGAAUCAUGGAGCUGGAGGUGUGGACUUUUGGAUGAGACUCUGCUCCAAUCAGCUGCCUCUAGCAACAUGUAAUUUCUCGUCGAGUGAAAGUGCUCAUUCAUUCAAUGUAUAGGCCAACUCUCUCUAUGGACAUAAAUGCUGUGAAUUUAUCUUAAUCUCAAAAGUACAGACUGAUCCAGAACAGCACGCUGUUGCUGGAGACAAGACUCAUUCCUGUGGGUUAGGCAUAGACUCUGUGGUCAGAGAGAACUGGAGCUUUCUGAAGACAGACCCACUGUUCUCAAAGCACUCUCCAGAAACUGUUAUAUCUGUUUAAUCCUUCAGUCGUGUGUAUGAUCCAUAACAAAAGAAACAUUUAAUUCUGUCAACUGUACAAAAGGUUCAGAAUGAAGAUGUUUUGCUGCUUCUUCAGUUCUGGUCAAAUCACUGGUGGACACUCCCUUAUAUCUGUCUGAAGGGAGGAGCUAACUACACUGAAACUAACACACCUAUUUGUUUACAAAUGACAUUUUUCUGUUUGUUUGCUAGGUCUAUUGAACUAUAUUAAGUGUGAACUGUGCCAUACUGUGCUGAGUCAUAUUUUGCAUAAUCACACCUAAUGGGUGCUCUCACACCUGUUAGCAUACUGGCUAUCACUAUUAGUUUCCUUAUUAUUUUUGACUGAAGUCUGAGGAUGGAGUUAUAAAUAGGAGUUACAUGAUGUCUAAGCUCCCAUUCCUAUUUAAAGAUGGAUUGUCCUAACAAAAACUGCCUCUUUAACGCCCCUCUUACAUGUUUUUUUUCUUUGGCUAAGAUCUGUACCUGACUGUCUUGAAAGGAGUGGUUAGUGGCUUUGAGAUGGAGAUGUUUGUUGUAGAUUCAGUGUAGUUAGCGCCUCCCUUCAAACAGAUAUAAGGCAGUGUCCACCAGCAAUCUGACCAGAACUGAAGCAGGAUGUAUAUGUAUGAGCGGCAAAACACCUUCACUCUAAAACGUUUGUCCAGUUGUAAGAUUUGUAUUUUUCUUUUACUACAGAAAUUAGUUAUGUUAAUGUGAAUCUCAAGUCAUUUUAAGGUUCACAUUAUCAGCACACUUAGAGACAUUCUUAAGAUGUGUAUGCUGUCUUAAUUGUAGACUAAAUGUGUCUUAUUCAAAAAGAUACUAAACAUAAUGAGAUGCCUUUCUCACCAACCAUCUCUAGGGCCUUUCUGCUAAGACUUCUUACUGAUCAGAACUGCUUUCCUGAUAUCUCUGAAACAUCUGGCAGGCUCAUAGGAACACACUAUCAAGCACUGCUGCUUUGAGCAAACAUUAGUGCAGCUAAAUGUAGAACUGAAUCUAUAAAUCAUUUGGAUGUGUAUACAUUGUAAAGUAUUGUAGAACAGAAAGAGAUAAAUUAAAAUCAUUGUCAUACCACUUAUUUGAAUU